Bursaphelenchus okinawaensis is the source of this 2958-nucleotide messenger RNA. The record is from the annotation of a GenBank genome assembly. Lineage: Eukaryota; Metazoa; Nematoda; Chromadorea; Rhabditida; Aphelenchoididae.
AUGUUCGAUGCUAACUCUAUGUUGUACGUUGUGGUUGUGGUCUGUAGUGACUUUCUCAUAGUUUAUUACUUUUACUGUUAUAAUAAGUUAAAGUAGUGAUAAAUUAGGUAACAAACUCAACUUUCAGAAGCAUCUGGGAGUUAUCAAGAUCAUUUGACACACAAUUAGACUGGAUUCCACUUCAGUUCAUGUUGGGUUUCUUCGUAACAAUUGUGGUAGAUCGUUGGAAACAGAUCUUUCAUAACAUUGGAUUCAUCGAUAAUACGGCAUUAAGAUUGGCAGUUUAUAUGGAUGGAGAAGAUGCUUAUCACAAGACCGUACGACGAAACAUCAUUCGGUACAUGUGUUUGUCACAAAUAUUGGUACUAAGAGACAUUGCCGUGCCUGUGAGGAAACGGUUUCCUUCUUAUGAGGCUAUUGUUGAGGCUGGUGGGUAUUAAUGGUUUAUAUGUAUUUGUUUCAAGUAUUAUAUUUAUAUUGAUAUGUUCAUGCAAUUUGUGUUGGCAGGGAAGGGAGGGUAAUUUGAGACUUUUAGAAAAGUGGUGGAGAGAAAAGUUUUUUUGAAUUUUGAAGAAAUUUUUAUUUUAACAGGGGGGACCACGUUGAUUUUUUUCGAAAAAAAAAUUUUUUGCGGAAAGAUCGAUUUUGUGUAAAUUACAUUUUAAAUGUGUAGUUAGGUACAUAAAAUCGUUAAUUUGAAAAUUAUUCUUUACGUACAAUUUUACAUGAUAUACAAUAAUAUAUUUUUGAAUUUUUUUAAAUUUUUUUGAAAUUUGAAAAAUUGGGUUAUUUUAUUACAAUAUUGGCUCACAAGCUCACAAAAUUAAACAAAAUAGUGAUUUUAAAUGCCUUUCAUGUUAGUUUUGAUAAAAUAUUAUAGGAUUCAUGAACAAAACUGAACUAGAGCACUUUCGUCGCUUGGAUAACGGUUUCGCUCGCUAUUGGGUACCGAUAAAUUGGUGCUACAACUUGGUGAGAGAAGAAAGGAAAAAAGAAAACUUUCCAAACGAUCUGUUCUGCCAUUCUAUUAUCGAAGAGCUCAGGACAUUCAGGUUGAAUCUUCAGGAACUAACCAACUAUGAUUGGGUAUGUUAUUAGUACAAAGCUGGAGGUGGUAGGGUGGUAAAGCAAGGUAACGUUGGGGUAAGAUAGGGCAGAAUAGAGUAAAGUAUGAUAUGGUAGGAUAGGGUCGGACAUUUUUAAUAUCUUUUACAUUCUCUACUUUUCAACUUGAUACUGGAUAGUACUAAAUUUCAGGUACCAGUACCACUAGCCUACCCACAGGUAGUCUUCUUAGCCGUACGAGUCUACUUCAUUAUUUGCAUAUUUUCUCGUCAAUACACAACUAAACCCGAUGUGAGUCAUGAUUGGUACGUUAUUUUACAGAACGUUCUACCGAUUAUGACAGCUUUACAGUUCUUCUUCUGUAUGGGCUGGUUGAAGGUGGCUGAGGCUUUGUUGAAUCCUCUAGGGUAAGUUGCGAUUUUUUUUAAAUGUAAAAUACGAGUUUAUUUGUUAAAAAUUUAGUAAAAUUAAUUGUAAGGUUGGAAAAAUAAGCUAACACGGAGCGUGGAUUCGUGAACCAUCAGCAUGAAAAAAAUAAUACUCGUCUAAAUUACCGCGGUUUUAAUAAUAGUUACUAAGUACUUAUGGUUGGAAAAGUGUACUCAAAACUUUGUAGAAGACCGGCGCUUUCAUUUACAACAAGUUUUUGACUUUUUCAUUGAGAACUGUAAUUUUGAAAAACUUUUUAAAAAUUUGCAUUUUAAACACCUAAAACAAGAUCUAACUCUUUAAAUAGACAAAAUUAGUUGUAGAAUUUCUUUAUAUCUGUUUUUGGCAUAAAAUAUGGAUUAAUUUGAUACCAAAACCGCAAAAAUCUGAUAGCUAGUUUUGGAGCUACAAAUUUUGGUUCUUCGAUAUUGUUUUAGGUGGUCAAUAGCUUUUUGAAAAUGAAAAAUCUGUUUUUAACUUGAGGUUCUUGCUUCUAUUUUUAUGUAUGGCUGUAAAGAUGGGAUUACGUGUUAUUUUAUUUACAAAGUUUUCUUUUUCAGAGAAGACGACGACGACUUCGAGACAAACUUUAUCAUUGACAGAAACCUGGCCGUAAGUAUGAUAACAACUCUUUUUUAAAACUUUUUAAUGUGCUCAUGUUUCUGAUUCUCCCAUUUACACCCGGAGUGGUUCAGGUUUAUACUUGAUCUUAUUUUCACCCCGGACCCGUUCACAAAUUCUUGCUUUUUAAAUAGUUUUUUGGUAUAUUAAACUUCACCUACUUUCAGAUUGGCUUAGCGAUUGUUGACGACUGUCGAAACUCGGUACCAGUUCAAAUCCGUGAUGUUUUUGGGUCGAACGACCGUGCUCUAGACGUGACCAGUGGCAAGGUCGAGGUGCACGCUCUAAUCGGCUCUGCAUCCGAAUUGGUGGUUGAUGAUCAGGAUCAGGAACCGAGGAAGAACAGCUUCCCCAAUGUCAAUCAAAGCUUGAGGAAUUUGAGGCAGCAGGUUCAGAGAAGGUAAAAUACGAAACCUAUUCUGAUAGUUUUAAAAUGAUUUUUCAGGUUAAGUCGAACAUAUUCGUCUUCAGUCUCGCCGACGAUUGAAGACUUGGAACGGGCUGGAGCACAGUUGUCCGAUGAUGACAUUAGACGUCUGAAAGAACGACGUCAAACAGUUAGUGGUAUGUUGAGUAAUUGUAAGCUUUUUAGUACUAAAGAGAAGACUAGUCUAACCCUUACCUUAAUCCUAACCUGCAGUACAGUGGCCUAAAAUAAUGUUAGAUCUGUCGUAUUUUCGCUGUCUACUUUACUAUAGCCUUACUAAUUAAAGUAAAAUUAUUAUGCUCCACAUUUUAGCCACAAACCUAGGGACAUUAGCGGAAGAAGACGACAGUUCCACCGAAAGCAAAGAUUUCCACAAAGAAAGUGAUAAGGAUGGCAAGAACAAUAAGCAAUUGUAA